AUGUCAUCGCCUUAUGAUAAUCGAGGCUCAUCGCGGCGCCGACAUGGCGUCUGGAGCCAUUGGGUACCUCUAGCGGUGACAGUGACUGUCGCGACAGUCGGUGUCGCCGCCUGGAUCUGGAGCCAGCGCAGUGGCAGCGAGGAAGAGGAGGACGAAGACGAGGCCAUUACCCAACAUCUCGACUACGAGAAUGCCGACUACGGCGACAACCCUGCCUACGGCAUGACAGGCGACGGCGUCAGCUCUCGAGCACCUCCUUCUUUCCGAAGCGACUUGAGGCCUGACGAGGUUGGUUACGGGACUACCGAGGCUGUCGACACGACAGGUGGGUCGACGAGCUGGGGGGCGCGCAUGUCAGGCGCCCUGCGUCGCACGCCGAGCCCACAGCAUAUACUGGACCGCGCAGGCAAGACGGUUGUCGCGGGUGUGGCUGCGGCCGGGACAGCAGUGGGGAGCGCGCUGGCUGCCAUUCGGGAGGAGGAUAAGGCUGCCUUUGCGGACCACGAGACGUGGUCUGAGGAGGCGGAUGCGAAAAAGGAGAAGCCCUCCGCGUCGCAGACACGCGACCAUGCCAACAAGAGGAGGAAGACAGUCGCCAUUGUGGUCUCGGCUGACGCACAGCUUGAUGACAUGGAUGAGGACGGAUACCAUGAACAUGCGAAUGAUCACUCCAAGAUCAAGCUGUUCAUCCUCAUCUAUGCGCCGAAUCUGAAGGACACAUCGACGGACACGCCCGCCAGCCGGCCCCCGCCCUCACUGAGCUCGUCCUUCUCUAUGGUCGGACAGGAGCAGGCUGUGACUCCUGGCGAGGAGACCAGGAGCCCCCAGCUGACGGCACUGGGCAACUCGGCCUUCAACAAGACAUACGCACAGGCUGUCGAUCUCGUCGAGAAGGAGGUCAACGUCCUUCCCUUCACCACCUUGGCCGGCUAUGUCCACAUACUGCACCACCUCAAACCAGAAGUUGUCUAUCUGCAGGAGUCACUAGCUGGCGACAAUGGCAGCAACGUACAGAAGCUUCAGACGUGGCUCAGACACGACGUGAUCCUCGUGGUUGGCGCUGACAAUGGCCACGGUGGCUUGGCAGACAGCGAGUCGGAAGCGGAGAAGGCCCACGUUGAGCAAAAAUGGUGGCAGCGAGAAGAUAGGGUCGGGCGCGGCCGGGGAGUCGUUGUUGUGGAUGGAAUGAGAGUAUCGUCCCUCAGUGGACAAGCAAGCUGA
Molecule: messenger RNA, 1221 nt
Organism: Cryphonectria parasitica EP155
Lineage: Eukaryota; Fungi; Ascomycota; Sordariomycetes; Diaporthales; Cryphonectriaceae
Exons: 4
Coding region: 1-1221 (406 amino acids)
Source: RefSeq, a predicted model, not a curated record